UAAAAUUAUUGUAUUUGAAAUAGUUAUAUAAAUAUUUAAGUAUAUGAUUAACAUUAAAAAUAUAUACCACUUAUGUUCUAAAACAAUAAUAUAUGUAUAGAAAAGUGAAAACAAACACCCGUACGGUUGCACGGGUCAAAAUCUAGUUAUACUUUAUAGUAUCUCUAAAGCAGCCGGCGUCUUUCUUUGGCCGACAUAUAGGAUUUCCUAUUACUUCUCCUUGGUUUUAUCUUUUGAGACCUGCUGGUUCUCUGUUUUUUAUUCUUUUUUUUUUCGAAAAUGGGCAUAGCUGGUUCUCUGUUUUGCUCUGUUUUUGUUUCAUGAAACUCUGUUUUUUGAGUAAUAGCUCUGUCUUUUCUAAUAGAAUGUUACUAAUAAGAGUUAAAAAAAAAGAAAAAAAGAAGCAGCCGGCUGUUAUGGUAAACCAUAAAUAAUAGGAAACUAUCACUGAAAUAUAGAAACUUUAUUUAUCCAAGUUUCCGAUUAUUUAUGUUUUCCAAUUUCUUUUUUUUUAUCGUCAUCUAUAUGUACAUACAUAUGUAUUUUACGGUUAUAAAACAUUGUUCGCGUCUUACCUCUCUUUUGACAAACCAGGUUCCACGACAAUGGCACUGAAGCUACCAUAUGAUUUGAAAGAGGAAAUUCUCGCCAGAGUUCCAUGGAAAUAUCUUGCAACGUUGAGAUGUGUAUGUAAGCUUUGGAAUAGUCUUAUAUUGGAAGAGAGACUCAACAAGAAGAACUUGUCGUUUCACAUGCACAGCUAUAGUGGUGAGCAUCGGUUUAUACUCAAAGACACUGGUCCUACGAUUUCUGCCGUGGGCAUUGAGGAGCAGAAAAACGUGGUCGAUCCUCCGUCCUUGAUCGUCCAAGACUUUACCCUUAUAAAAGCUCGAACAUGUAAUCCUGUUAGGGUGUACAAGACUGUUCAUUGCGACGGUUUGUUGUUGUGUGUCAUGGACAACCAGCUUGUGGUUAGGAACCCGUUACUGAAGGAAACAACCUGGAUCAAAUGCGGUAGUGACUUUCACCAACGAGAUGAUGCUUACAGCCUUGGAUACCUCAGCCACUGUGAUUACAGGAUCUUAAGGUUUCGUUGUGCUAGUAAUUCCAGAAAUAGACCUUCAAGGGUCGAGGUCUGUGAAGUUGCAUCCAAGACAUGGAAGGUUAUAGAUAACAUCAGUUUUGAUUGGUUCCUUAGCGUGCCGUUGUCGAUCCUCUCUCUGAGAGGAACUCCUUAUUGUAUAGGUCUUCGAGAAGACCAUACAGCUUUUGUACAAAGCUAUGAUUUUUACAAAGAAAGGUUUCAGCCCAUAGAUGACUUGCCAUUCAGCUAUGAUGAGUUGAAUCCUAUUGCACUAGAGAUUUAUAAAGGAGAUAGGCUUUCGGUGUUGGAGCAAUGUCACAAAACAAGGAAGAUAUGCAUAUGGGUGAAGCAUUGGCUCAUGCUUACUUCUUGGACCAAAUUGGUGGUCGUGGACAUACCAGAGUUUCCGCUUAUAUAUCCACGUCUUACCCUCCUUUCUACAAAUUAUUAUUUCGACAAAAACAAUAGGCUUGUUAUAACUUGUAAUGAUACUGACAUGAAGGGUCUAUCUAUUAUCAGAGUCAUCAACGACAGGGAGUUCCAAGUAAUUAAAGCAGAUGAAGGGGAAUGUGGUUUUCCUUUUGUAUGCAGCUACGUUCCUAGCUUUGUUAGGCUUCCAGGGUUUUCGAAGCAAGACACAAGUCGGAUUCGCUGGAGAAAACGUAGAUUCAACUAGUUUACCGUAUAUACGUAUUUUUCCCUUUCAUGUGAUUUGUUUCUUUCUCUUUGAUUUGGACUAUUAAACCAUGCAUCCAUCUUUGUUAUUUGGAAAGUGACGAAAAAAAAAAGUGUUAAAUCAAUAUUUAUACGUAAAAUACGUGAUUUUGUUAACCUUACUUUCUUUUAGUUACUUUUUGAGAUUUAUGAUAUACUAGGAUAAGAUAUGCGCGUUGCGCGUAGUGAAUUUAUAUGAAAAUUAUUUAAAAAUUAUCGUAUGGAAAAAUAAAGUUUAUAUUCUUUGAUCAAAUUAAUAUUUUUGAUCCAUAAGUAAGUUUUUCAAAACUUUUUGUUAAUUACAUAAUUUAUUUACUGAACUACUAUUAAAAAAAAUACGUUGAACAAUAGAAGAUGCUAAAAGUUCUGAGAAGAAUUCAUUGUCUUUGCAGUGAAUAACAGAUAUGGCUAAUCGAAGAGACGUAUGAGGAUGACAAUGAAAUCCCAGAACGCAGAGUUUAGUCACCUUGAUAACCAGACGAACUAAAAAGAUGAAACCAAGACGGACAACAUAAAUCAAAACAGGAAAAAAAAUCAAACAAAACCGAAUGUAGACCCCACAAUUAAUAAACAUACCCACGUGGAUAGGUUUAGAAGAGAGCAAAAACUCUCCUAUUAUAAUAUAGAGAUUUAUGAUAUACUAGGAUAAGACAUGCGCGUUGCGCGUAGUGAAUUUAUAUGAAAAUUAUUUAAAAAUUAUCGUAUGGAAAAAUAAAGUUUAUAUUCUUUGAUCGAAUUAAUAUUUUUGAUCCUUAAGCAAGUUUUUCAAAACUUUUUGUUAAUUACAUAAUUUAUUUACUGAACUACUGAUUAAGAGAAAUACGUUGAACAAUAGAAGAUGCUAAAAGUUCUGAGAAGAAUUCAUUGUCUUUGCAGUGAAUAACAGAUAUGGCUACUCGAAGAGACGCAUGAGGAUGACAAUGGAAUCCCAAAACGCAGAGUUUAGUCACCUUGAUAACCAGACGAACUAAAAAGAUUAAACCAAAACAGACAACAUAAAUCAAAACAGGAAAAAUAAAAUCAAACAAAACCGAAUGUAGACCCCACAAUUAAUAAAAAUGCCCACGUGGAUAGGUUUAGAAGAGAGCAAAAACUCUCCUAUUAUAAUAUAGAUUUCUCUUAAUCACCCCAGUAAACGUUAUUUUCAUUUAAUCCAAAAACACCCUUUCGACUUCUCUGUUUUCCUCACGUCAGACCUAUAUAUUGGAAAUGAUUGAGAGUUGGAUGAACCUUCGCAACCACUCUCUGUUAAUCUCAUUUAUCAAGCGUAGCAAGUUUCUUUGGUUAUCUAAGUAGAAUUAUACUUUAAUGAAUCGCCUUUGGUAGAUUUAAGCUUUGAUUCAAACGGUUCUGAGAAUCUGAGAGAGGUUUUCGAAAUAUUAAAGGCAGGGGAGGUUUUUGAGUCUCUGGCGAUCCCUUUGAUGAAACUGGUAUGGUUGAAAACUUCGGAGAUGGAGAGCGAAGGGAGACUUUCCACUUUCAUCUUCAAUACUUAAAGACAUCACCAUAUGGAUACUGCCCAAAACGGCGCCAGGUCUGGUUAUCUGAACAAUCAGAUCCGCCUUUCAAAGAUUAAAACCUGUCCCAUGAUUGAUUGAUUCUUUGAUCUUUAUAUGUUUCUACCAUACCAACAAGAUGGCUAUCUCUCCAUCAAAACCUCAGACAAGCUCACGGAGUUUCACCAGAGCUUUGGCAUUAGCCUUUAACGAGUGGCUACUCAUCCCCAUGCUCUUCGUCAACUCCAUCUUCUCCCACGUGAUCACAAGAUUCGCAGAUCACUCCGAGCUCCAAUCUCCAUGUCUGAUGUGCUCUCAACAACAAAUCACCUAGGAAUAGGUUUACUUUCACUUUGGGUGAGAGUCUUGUGUAUGAUAAAAAAGACGCUAGAGAGCUGUUUGUUUAGGAUCUCCGUUUGUUAUUGUUCUACUUCUACUAUCGGCGUACUUGUCUAAUAUGUAUUUGAUGAUUAUCUAAACCCAUUUCUGAGUACACUACCUUUUGGAUCAUCUGAUAUGAUAACUUGAUUAUCUCAUUGAGUGCUUCAUCCCAAGCUUCUAAACAUAGAGAAGCCUGUAAUAACCCACAAGAAAAGCAUUAAGCUAAGGUUAUAAAUGGAAGUAGAUUUUACUUUGUAGAGCAUUACCACACCAUUCUACGACCAAACUUCUGAGACAGUUCUCCCAUUACAUUUCUUCAAGAGAAGACAACUCCUCCAAACCCGUGGACUACACCAGCACUCUCAUUUCUCUUAAGAUCAUCACCAAGAUUUAUAUGAUUCAUAUCAUCCUUAUUGAACUAGCUAAUGUGUGUACCUGGAUGACGCUAACAGAGGUUCAUAUGACAAGGAUCUAUGUGGCUGAAAAAAAAAAAAAAAAAAAAGGAUCUAUGUGGCUGAAUGGUGUAGCUUUGAUGCAACUAUUUUACACAUGAAAAAAAAACAUGAGAAUGAGUUUAUUUCCAAGCUCAAGAGAGAAGCUAUUAGGUUAAAGAAACAACAUAGCAAAUAUUUUACAGCUUCUUGGUCAAUUUUGUGGUACAUGAGCUUCUUUCUUGGUCCACAAGUCUUUCGAUAAGCUGCCACAACAUGAGCUACACCGAAAACCGUGUUACCGUUUUAUUCUUUCUUUAUAGACAAAAUAAGUUCAGAUAUUAUUUUAAACUAUAUACAUAUUUCAUAAAAUUUGGAAAAAAUGACCAUUGUUGCAAAACAAACAAAUAUCAAAUAAAAACUACCAAAUAUACCACUCUACUUUAAUAACGAAAAUGGUUCACAAAACCAAAACAACAACCUCAAACACAUACGAAUCUUGUGAAAUCAAAAACUAUACAAAAACACAACAGCAUUUCAACACAUUUAUAUAAAGGAAAAAAA
This is a messenger RNA of Brassica rapa (field mustard), 4670 nucleotides long. RefSeq names its product putative F-box/LRR-repeat/kelch-repeat protein At1g11620. Gene Ontology annotation, molecular function: protein binding. The record is from RefSeq and is a predicted model, not a curated record. Lineage: Eukaryota; Viridiplantae; Streptophyta; Magnoliopsida; Brassicales; Brassicaceae.